Messenger RNA from Miscanthus lutarioriparius, 1512 nucleotides. NCBI's taxonomy places the organism in Eukaryota, Viridiplantae, Streptophyta, Magnoliopsida, Poales, Poaceae. The record is from the annotation of a GenBank genome assembly.
AUGCUGCCGUCCUUCGUGUCGCCGACGGCGAGCGCCUCAGUGACGCCUCCGCCGCGGCCGAUACCCGGCAGCUACGGGCCGCCGGUGCUGGGCCCGCUGCGGGACCGCCUGGACUACUUCUGGUUCCAGAGCCAGGACGAGUUCUUCCGGAAGCGCGCGGCGGCGCACCGCAGCACCGUGUUCCGCACCAACAUCCCGCCCACCUUCCCUUUCUUCGUCAGCAUCGACCCGCGCGUGGUCGCCAUCGUCGACGCCGCCGCCUUCACCGCGCUCUUCGACCCUGACCUCGUCGACAAGCGCGACAUCCUCAUCGGGCCCUACAACCCGGGCACCGGCUUCACCGGCGGCACCCGCGUCGGCGUCUACCUCGACACCGAGGAGGCCGAGCACGCGCGCAUCAAGACCUUCGCCAUGGACCUCCUCCACCGCAGCGCCCGCAGCUGGCCCGUCGAUUUCCGCGCCGGCGUCGGCGCCAUGCUCGACACCGUGGACGCCGAGUUCGCCGGCAAGGCCACCGGCGACGACAAGCCCUCCGCCAGCUACCUCGUCCCGCUGCAGCAAUGCAUCUUCCGGUUCCUCUGUAAGGCGUUCGUCGGCGCCGACCCGUCCGCGGACUGGCUGGUGGACAACUUCGGCUUCACCAUCCUCGACACCUGGCUGGCGCUGCAGAUCCUGCCCACCCAGAAGGUCGGCCUCGUCCAGCCGCUGGAGGAGCUGCUCAUCCACUCCUUCCCGCUGCCGUCCUUCCUCAUCUGGCCGGGCUACUACCUGCUCUACCGCUUCGUCGAGAAGCACGGCGCCGAGGCCGUCGCCUACGCCGAGACGCAGCACGGCAUCGGCAAGAAGGACGCCAUCAACAACAUCCUCUUCGUGCUCGGCUUCAACGCCUUCGGCGGCUUCUCCGUCUUCCUGCCCUUCCUCGUCGCCAAGGUCGGCGACGCCGCCGACACCACGGGGCUGCGCCCGCGCCUGCGGGACGAGGUGCGGCGCGCCAUGGACAAAGACGCCGACGCCGGGUUCGGGUUCGCCGCCGUCCGGGAGUCCAUGCCGCUGGUGCGGUCCACGGUGUACGAGAUGCUCCGGAUGCAGCCGCCGGUCCCGCUGCAGUUCGGCCGCGCGCGCAGGGACUUCGUGCUGCAAUCCCACGGCGGCGCCGCGUACCAGGUGUCCAAGGGCGAGGUGCUGUGCGGGUACCAGCCGCUGGCGAUGCGGGACCCCGAGGUGUUCGACCGCCCCGAGGAGUUCGUGCCGGAGCGAUUCCUCGGCGACGACGGCGCCAAGCUGCUGCAGCACCUCUUCUGGUCCAACGGGCCGGAGACGGCGCAGCCGGCGCCCGGGAACAAACAGUGCGCCGCCAAGGAGGUGGUGGUGGACACGGCGUGCAUGCUGCUGGCCGAGCUGUUCCGGCGGUACGACGACUUCGUGGUGGAGGGCACAUCGUUCACCAAGCUCGUCAAGCGGCAGUCUUCUCCCAGCUUGUCGCCGGCAGCCGCCGCCGGAGUGCAACAGUGA